GAUUCUUUGAGUGCUUUUAAACAGCGACAUUUGCCUAUUACCAUCAAACUUACAGGCAUUGUUCAUUUAUAAUUCCGCCACCACUCGUACCCCACCCUACUCCGCUGAACACCAUUAGUACCCCCAACUAUUACCACACCAUACUACACCAUACUACAUCACACCAUGUCUCUACAAACGCCUCUAUGCUCGCUGCUCCGAAUCCAACACCCUGUCCUACUUGCCGGCAUGGCACGAGCAUCAGGGGCUCCCCUUGCGGCCGCCGUCUCCAACGCCGGAGGCCUGGGAACCGUCGGCGGCCUGGGCUAUAGCCCGGAGCAAUUGGACGAGAUCCUCACGGAGUUGAAAUCCCUUCUGCGCGACCCGUCCCUCCCCUUCGGCGUGGACCUGGCCCUGCCGCAGGUGGGCGGCAGCGCGCGCGCCACCAACCACGACUACACGCACGGACAGCUGGACCAGCUCAUCGACGUGGUGAUCGCGCACGGCACGAAGCUCUUCGUCUGCGCCGUCGGUGUGCCGCCCGAGCACGUCAUCCGGCGGCUGCACGACGCCGGCAUCCUGAUCAUGAACAUGGUGGGGGCGCCCAAGCACGCGGAGAAGGCGUUCGCGCUGGGCGUGGACAUCGUGUGCGCGCAGGGCGGCGAAGGCGGCGGACACACGGGCGACAUCCCCUUCUCGGUGCUGGUGCCGGCGGUGGUGGACGUGGCGAGGAAGUACAAGAGUCCGUUGACGGGGGAGCCGGCGCAGGUGGUGGCGGCCGGGGGCAUCAACGACGGGCGCAGCCUGGCGGCGUCGCUGAUGCUGGGGGCGUCGGGGGUGUGGGUGGGCACGCGGUUCGUGGCCUCGGAGGAGAGCGGAGCCAGUCGCUUGCACAAGGAGGCGGUGGUUGGGGCGCAGUUUGGCGAGACGCGGCGCACGUUGGUCGUCUCCGGACGGCCGCUGCGGAUGCUGCCCAACGACUAUGUCAAGGACUGGGAGAAACGCCCGCAGGAGAUCGUCGAGUUGACGGCCAAGGGCGUGGUGCCGAUCGAGCAUGAUUUCAACAACGAGAAGGAGGUCGACAUUCCGUUCCUGAUGGGCGAUGUCUCGGCCAUCAUCAAGGAGAUCAAACCGGCCGGGGUGAUUGUUCAGGAGAUGGUGCAACAGGCGGUGGAUGUGCUGAGGCAGGGAGGUGGUUAUAUCACCAGUCCUGGAAGCAGUAAACUAUGAGCAUACUCUGUAGUAGCAUCAAGUCAAUAGGCCCUCAAAUCUGCAGUGAAC
This is a messenger RNA of Aspergillus steynii IBT 23096, 1260 nucleotides long. Its product is annotated as NAD(P)H-dependent flavin oxidoreductase. NCBI's taxonomy places the organism in Eukaryota, Fungi, Ascomycota, Eurotiomycetes, Eurotiales, Aspergillaceae. The transcript has a single exon. Bases 166 to 1209 code for a protein of 347 amino acids. The record is from RefSeq and is a predicted model, not a curated record. Gene Ontology annotation, molecular function: nitronate monooxygenase activity.